Dunckerocampus dactyliophorus (ringed pipefish) is the source of this 3364-nucleotide messenger RNA. RefSeq lists its product as uncharacterized. The record is from RefSeq and is a predicted model, not a curated record. Gene Ontology annotation, biological process: microtubule-based movement. Gene Ontology annotation, molecular function: microtubule motor activity; ATP binding; microtubule binding. The coding region runs from base 829 to 3180 and encodes 783 amino acids. NCBI's taxonomy places the organism in Eukaryota, Metazoa, Chordata, Actinopteri, Syngnathiformes, Syngnathidae. The transcript has 14 exons.
UGAAGAGUUAAUAGGCCUGCUUAAUUCUACACCACCCACAGAACAAUACCUCUUUUAGAAGAGUUUAACGACGACGACGAUUUGUCCUUUUUUUCAAUAACUCCUCCUCCUCCACCACCAUUACUACCAACGACGUAUGCUCGACCACUCCUCUUCAAAGGUAAAUAACAUUUAUCAUUAUGUAUUAUUAUAUCACUUUUAUUAUUGUUUUUUUCAUUAAUUAUCCUCAUUUAAUAUUACUACUAUCCAAACUCAUAUUUACAUACAUACGCCUAUACUGUAUAAGUAUACACAUACAUGUAGUACCUAGAUCAUUGGUAAAUUACCUUUUCUCUGACUUAAGAACAAAUCGACUUGCGAACAGGUGUCUGGAACCAAUUGUGUUCGUAAGUUGGGGACCUAGUGUACUCACAAACUACCAACAGCUGACCCGUCUGACCUCUUUCGGGACCUAAAAGCAGCAUCAUUACCUAUGUUGCAGUUAAGUUCCAUUUGUUCUGUGGUUACCGUCGCAUUUUUCCCUCUUUGCCAUCACCGAUAGCCUUUUGUGGCGGAAGCCCAAAAGCCACUGAGCUGACGUCUUGCAAGAUUUUCUGAAUACUCACAUAAUUAUGAUUGGACUUCUGAAGUAUUUUUUUCCAGAAAAUGUGCGUCAAUUCAACAACAAACAGUAGGAUUAGUAAUUAGUAGUAAAGUUGAAGAUGGAUCAAACCGCUGAGUCAGGCUGUUGGGGUGUGCUCAAAGAGGAAAGAUUACGCUUGGACUUCAGCUCAGGUGUCAAGUGUGUCAGGUUUCUGCGCACCUGUUCUCACCUGUGCGCCACUUCCUAUGUCGCGUUUGGCAGGUGAGAUGGGAAGCGGCGCGUCGACCGUCGAGGGAUCCCGUCUGGAGCGAGCAGAGGCCGUGCAGCCUGAGCCGGUCCGGGCCUUCACGCCUGCGAGCGAGAGUCACGACACCCUGCGGGCUGAUGAAGGAGCUCAGGACGCUGCGGACAUCCUGUCUGUCACCAGCGAAGACACUCACACCAAGGAAGACGAGCAGGAAGGAGAGGUGCCGCAAAGCGUCGUGCAGCCAGUUGUGACGGAAGUGGCGGCAGAAGGAGAGGAAGUGUCUUUGAACUUUGAGAGUUUUCUUCACAACAACGGAACGCUCUACAGCUGCUUCAACCAUCAUGGGAACAGAGUGUACGUGGACGAGGCCCAGAACCUGCAGCCAUUUCCCAACGACUGGUACAACCUGGGACGCUUCAUCACCGGCAACCAUGAGGUUGCCGCCCAGCCACCGCCGCUCUCCAACAGCCAGCCGUCGGUUGCCGAGGACGACCGCACGGGAAGCAUCUUCAUCCAAGGCAAAGGAAGUGUCAUGACUUACAUGUUUGAGGAGAAAGUGAACGUGUGCAGGUUCUGGGAUCCUCAGUCGGGUGUCUGGCUUCUCUUGCCGCUCCAGUGGGAGAUGAACGUGGACUUUGUUCAGAACAGAAUCCAACAAGUCAUGUCCACCCUGCCAGGCUUGGUGGACCAGAAGGAAAUCACGGCAGCACUGCGUCAGUGUAACUACGACGCAGAGGAGGUGGUUUCCGUCUACCUCACCAUGUUUGGAGAGAUCCUCCUGCAGCCUUCAGCUGGAGGAGACCGCGGCUACAGCGACCUAAAUUCCUUCAGAGCUCUCCUGGAGAGGGAUCGGGUCAUUGAGGACCUGAAGCAGCAGCUCCAGGCCAAGGACAAGGAGAUGGACAAUCUCUUCCAGAGGAACAGCUACCAGGCGAGAGAAGCCCACUACCUCAGUGACGUGGUCCAGCACCUCAAUCACAAGGUAGCUGAGCUGGAGGCUGACCAGCAGGAAGCGCGGGAGAAGAUCCGCUCCCUUCAGAGCCGCCGAGCACCUGCGGCCCCACCGGCUAGGACCAUCAGCAAACCCGUGGUGGAUCCUGAGCGACUGCGUCAGGUGAGCCGACUGACCCGAGAGCUGAACGUGUCCAAUAAGCAGCUAGGCUCCACAGUCCGUCAAACGCUGAGCGACAUGAAGAACCACAUGCAGCAGCUGAAGGACGUUCUCAGCAAGAUGGCUCAGGUGGACCAGGAGGCGGCCGUGGAAGUGGAGGAGCUGCGUUCUCUGUACAGGAAGGAGGCGGUGGAGAGACGGAGCCUGUACAACAAGCUGUUGGAGCUGCAAGGCAACAUUCGAGUGUUUUGCCGCUGCAGGAAGAGCUCUGCCUCCAGCUCAUGUCUGGACAGGACCGACGACCAGGAAGUGGUGGUGGUCCAGAAGUCCAACAAGAAAAAGUUCCACUUUGACAAGGUCUACGCUCCCAGCAGCACUCAGGAGGACGUGUUUGCAGGAACCGUACCCCUCAUCACUUCCUGCGCAGAUGGAUACAACGUGUGCAUCCUGGCGUACGGUCAGACGGGCUCGGGCAAGACUUUCACCAUGAUGGGCACCAAGCAGAACCCUGGAGUCAACAUCAGGUCCAUAAGGGAACUGCUACGUGUCUGUGCCGAGAAAGAUAAAGUGUCCUACGUUCUGAAGAUUUCCAUGCUGGAGAUUUACAAUGACACUCUCAACGACCUGCUGGCCAAAACUCCUGGUGCCGCCUUGGACAUCCGAGUCCAAGGGAAGUCUGUGUCCGUCCCAGGACUGACCCAGGUGCAGGUGCGGACUGAGGCGGAUAUCCUCAGUGUUAUGGAGACGGGAGAGAAGAACAGAAAGAUGGCCUCCACCAAGAUGAACAUACACAGUUCCCGCUCUCACCUGCUGGUGGCUCUGGAGGUGGAGGGCUCAGAUGAGGUGUCCGGGCUGACCACUAGAGGAACGCUGACCCUGGGUGACCUGGCCGGAUCUGAGCGCAUCUCCAGAACCGAGGCUGAGGGUCAGAGGCUGGUGGAGGCGGCCGCCAUCAACAAGUCGUUGACGGCACUGGGACAGGUGUUUGCGGCGCUUAAGUGUAACGCCCUUCACGUGCCCUUCAGGAACUGCAAACUCACGCACCUGCUGCAGCCCAGCCUCAGUGGAGACGCCAAGUGCUGCGUGUUUGUCAACGUGAGUCCAGAUGCAAAGGACGUGGUGGAGACGCUGAGCACGCUCCACUUUGGCGCUGCCAUCCGUCACGUCUCCCUGGGUAAAGCAACGCAGAACUUGGUGCCGGCUAAAGGCAACAAGACGGCAAAGUCGGCGACGCAGUAGCAGAAGGGUUUUGCUCUGCUACCAACUUCUGCUCCUCAGUGAUGUUGUUGUGGAGUGACUGAUUUGUAUUUGAUCAUAGACUACUCUACUGUAUGCAUUUGUAAACAAUAUUACAUAUAUAGAGAUAUUUGGUCAUUGUUUUCACCAAUCAAUGAUAUUUCAUGAAAAUAAUGAUGCCGCUUUG